This is a messenger RNA of Panicum virgatum (switchgrass), 1062 nucleotides long. RefSeq names its product proteasome subunit beta type-1-like. The transcript has 6 exons. NCBI's taxonomy places the organism in Eukaryota, Viridiplantae, Streptophyta, Magnoliopsida, Poales, Poaceae. The coding region runs from base 214 to 873 and encodes 219 amino acids. The record is from RefSeq and is a predicted model, not a curated record. Gene Ontology annotation, cellular component: proteasome core complex.
GCAAGAAGCGACCGAGCCGAGCCGGACUCUCUUCUUGCAGCACAAGAAGAUACGGAGAAGAACUCCGACUCCGGCGGCGUGCCGGCCGGAGCUGCCUUUAAGCAAAGCGAGCCCUCUCCCCUUCCCCAGCCGCGCUUCGCAAAUUCGCAUCAGUUCAUCUGGGAUCAGACCCGAGAGCGAAGCAAGAGACGAGCGAAUCUCGUAGCGGAGGCGAUGGCCAGGUUCGACCCGUACGAGAACAACGGCGGCACCUGCGUGGCCGUCGCCGGCGCCGACUACUGCGUGGUCGCCGCCGACACCCGCCUCUCCGUCGGAUACAGCAUCUUGUCCCGCGACCACUCCAAGGUCGCCCAACUGGCAGACAAAUGUGUUUUGGCCUCAUUUGGCUUCCAAGGUGAUAUCAAAGCUUUGCAGAAGAAUCUGGCAGCCAAGGAAUUGGUUUAUGAGCACAAUCAUAACAAGAAGAUGAGCUGCCCUGCAAUGGCGCAACUGCUGUCGAACACACUCUACUACAAGAGAUUCUUCCCAUACUACGCAUUCAAUGUAUUGGGUGGACUGGACAGCCAAGGUAAAGGAUGUGUCUUUACAUACGAUGCUGUUGGGUCUUAUGAGAGGACAGGUUAUAGUGCUCAGGGAACGGGUGCAGCAUUGAUGAUGCCUGUUCUUGACAAUCAGUUGAAAUCCCCUAGUCCUCUACUACUGCCAGCUAGGGAUGCAGUGACGCCCUUAUCUCAAUCUGAGGCAGUUGAUCUGGUGAAGGACGUUUUCGCAUCAGCUACAGAACGAGACAUAUACACUGGAGAUAGAUUGGAAAUUGUGGUCAUCAACAGCUCCGGCACAUACCGAGAGUACAUUGAACUUAGGAAGGACUAGUGCAUUGUUCCUGUGAAAUGGCACUACCAUUAUUAAGCAUAAGGAUAUUUGUUUCUGUUGUCAGAUGUGUUUGAAUUUCCUCUAAAAAGAAAGAUGUAUUUGAAUUUCCAAUUUGUUGAUUCUAGCACGAAGUGAUAAUUCAUCAUUUUAUCUGUUAUACUUAGACGGCACCAUUUCAAGCCUUUUGAA